ACAAGCGUGCUUUGCGGUGCUUGUAGAGAGAGAGAGAGAGAGAGAGAGUAAAAAUACCCACCAGAAACGCUUAGAGAGAGAAAGUGGAUUUUUUGUAUUUGUAGAGAGACAAAGAUCAUAGAAAUACACGCAACAACAAGACUUGUUCAAGACUUGAACGAGACUUUUGGAGUUGUUUUUGGGUUGUUAGUGGUUAAGAAUUAGUAAUUAAUCAGAGAUUUAUAACAAAAGGGGGUUUAAUAAACUUACCCCCCUCCAUCUUCCUUCAACUCUGUUACUGUGAUUUUUGUAGUGCGUUUUAAUUUCAAGAAAGGGGAAAUAUGGCGUGGCAUUCAUAUUUGGAUGAAUAUGAAAAGCUUGUUUUUCGAAUGACUACUCCAAGGGUCAUGAUCGACAAUGCUGGUUGUUCAAAUUCCACUCGCGUUAUGGUUGAUAGUGCGAGAAAACAUGGAAUUCUUUUGGAAGCAGUUCAAGUUCUAACAGAUCUGAACCUUUCAAUCAAAAAAGCUUACAUCUCAUCGGACGGUCGGUGGUUUAUGGACGUGUUUCACGUUACUGAUUUGGAUGGAAACAAAUUAACUGACGAGAGUGUCAUCAGUUACAUUGAACAGUCAUUAGGGACAAUUCAUUAUGCAAGUACACAGUGCUUUGAUGGGUUAACAGCACUAGAAUUAACUGGGACGGAUCGAAUUGGCCUAUUAUCGGAGGUUUUUGCAGUACUCUCGGAAUUACAGUGCAAUAUAGUUGAAGCUAAAGUGUGGACCCACAAUGGUCGAAUUGCGUCCCUAAUUUAUGUUAAGGAACUGGAUUCAGGGUCUCCGAUUGAGGACUCUGAGAAGAUUGACACGAUUGAAGCCCGUUUAAGGAACGUGCUUAAGGGUGAUAAUGAUAUUCGUAGUGCAAAAACAUCGGUGUCUAUGGCUGUGACACACACAGAAAGAAGACUUCACCAGAUGAUGUUUACUGAUCGCGAUUAUGAAAGGAAGCCGAUUAUUAGGACUAACGAUAACCCUAUUGUAUCGGUAUUGAAUUGCUUGGAGAAGGGUUAUUCUGUGAUAAACAUUCACUGCAAGGAUCGACCUAAGCUUCUGUUUGACAUCGUUUGCACCAUGACGGACAUGCAAUAUGUUGUGUUCCAUGCCACACUUAAUACAGCAGGGGACAGAGCAUGCUUGGAAUUCUUCAUUAGGCAUACGGAUGGAAGCCCAAUUAGUUCGGAAGCAGAAAAACAGCGAGUGAUUCUAUGUCUACAAGCUGCAAUAGAACGACGAGCUUCUGAGGGAGUGAGGCUGGAGUUAUGCACAGGAGACAAGCAAGGACUAUUAGCUGAUGUAACGCGAACUUUUCGUGAAAAUGGUCUAAAUGUGACAAGGGCUGAGAUAUCUACAACAAGUGAAAAUACAGCUCUGAAUGUGUUCUAUGUAACAGAUGCUAUUGGAAAUCCAGCUGAUUCAAAGAUUAUUGAGGCUGUUAGGCAGAAAAUUGGAUUGAGUGACUUGAAAGUGAAGGAAUUGCCAUUAAUCUAUCAUCAAAAGGCAGAAGAAAGGGAUGAGCCCACAGGUGGUGUAGGUGGGGCAAUGUUACUCUCACUUGGUAGCAUUGUAAGGAAGAAUCUCUACAAUUUGGGGUUGAUCAAGUCAUUUUCUUGAAUUUGAGCACACAAAUUAUCAAACAGAUUUGGUCAUGUGUACAUACAUUAGCUUAAAGAUUAUUGAAACUGAAAAGGGAUUUGGUGAUGGUAGUUGUUAUGGUUGAAGCUUAGUUGGCUGAAUGGAUAGACACAUAUAUGGCGGGGGUCCCAUACCCACCAUUUUCAAGAAUUAUAAAAAUUCGAACUUUAAAUUUGUUUGGUGGAAGAGUAGAGAGAGGCAAAGGCAGGCUGGCAAGGGGUGUAGACAUAGGAAUUGGUUUUAGAACUGUACACAUUUGUACAUAGUCGUUAUUAUUAGUAUUAUUAUUAUAAUGUUUUAGUAGCUCUUAAUGUUUGACUUAGUUUGUUUAUACUUAAGAUGCCCUCUUUCUUGGUGUUGUCCAUUUGGGACAGCAACAAGAAUCUAGUCUUUGUAAAUAUUUUUAUUAAUUAGAGUAUUUGGGUUAAUUUCUGGUCCUACAAA
Messenger RNA from Lycium ferocissimum, 2114 nucleotides. Its product is annotated as ACT domain-containing protein ACR8-like. The record is from RefSeq and is a predicted model, not a curated record. Gene Ontology annotation, molecular function: actin binding. Lineage: Eukaryota; Viridiplantae; Streptophyta; Magnoliopsida; Solanales; Solanaceae. The transcript has 7 exons. Bases 321 to 1649 code for a protein of 442 amino acids.